This is a messenger RNA of Talaromyces stipitatus ATCC 10500, 1727 nucleotides long. RefSeq lists its product as uncharacterized. Gene Ontology annotation, cellular component: Golgi apparatus; membrane. Bases 337 to 1536 code for a protein of 399 amino acids. The transcript has 4 exons. The record is from RefSeq and is a predicted model, not a curated record. Lineage: Eukaryota; Fungi; Ascomycota; Eurotiomycetes; Eurotiales; Trichocomaceae. Gene Ontology annotation, molecular function: alpha-1,2-mannosyltransferase activity. Gene Ontology annotation, biological process: cell wall mannoprotein biosynthetic process; protein N-linked glycosylation; protein O-linked glycosylation.
AUGCUGUACGAUUUAUGAGUUACGAUGACUGUUGCACAGACUUGAAAAGCAUACGACAUGCUGAUUAUCCUCUUUAUCCUCUCGCCGCCACGUUAACCGCAUCGAUUCAACUGUCGCCUGAAGCCAUCCUGCUGGAAAAGGGGCGCAGUGACGACAUCCACGAUCUAAUCUAUAUACCGGCGUUCGCGUCUCUCUAUACUCACCGCUAUCUAAUAUUAAUAUUUCUUCCUGGUUGCUUCGCGUCCUUGCUCGUACCGGCGACUUAUCUCCUUCAGCCUCGUAAGGCGUCAUCGAUCCAAGGCCCAAACAUAUAUCGACAUAACCUUCGCCGCCGUCAUGCGCAAACAAUUUAAGCGAUAUCUACUCGCUGCAUUGGCAUUUUCGUUUAUACUGGCCCUUUACUUCCGUGAUUCAUGGUAUAAUGCCUCGGGUGAUAGGGCUAUUGCCCAGAUGCACCUCUCUAUGAAACAACCUCCUCCGACAGAUCCGACUAGCACGCCCCGCGCAAAUGCCGCGCUUAUUUCCCUUGUCCGCAACUCGGAGCUCAAAGGCAUAAUUUCGUCGAUGCGAUAUAUGGAAAAAUCGUUUAAUUCCAAGUUCAAUUAUCCAUGGGUCUUUUUCAAUGAUGUUCCUUUUACUCAGGAAUUUAUAGAUAAGACGCAGGCGGAAACCAAUGCGCCAUGUACAUAUGAGCUUAUACCCAGGGAACAUUGGGACGUUCCCGAAUGGAUUGAUCAGUCCCGGAUGGAAAAAGCGUUUAAAGAAAUGGACAGCAACGGUGUCAAGCAUGCAUCGCAGUUGAGUUACCACAAAAUGUGCCGAUGGUACUCUGGCUUCUUCUUUCGACACCCUGCAUUGGAUAAGUAUAAAUACUACUGGCGCGUUGAGCCUGAUGUGAAGUAUUUCUGCGACAUCGAGUACGACGUUUUUCAGUUCAUGGCGCAAAAUAAUAAAACCUACGGCUUUACUAUCAAUAUUUACGACGACCCCAAAACUAUACCCACUCUCUGGCCGGCAACAACGGCUUUUCUCGAUGAACACCCAGGUUACGCCCUCGGUUCGGAUGAAAACUCCUAUCACUGGCUUACGGAUUCCGUAGCCCGACCCGGCCAUACAAAAGCAGCCAAUGGCUACAGUACUUGUCAUUUCUGGAGCAAUUUUGAAAUUGGCGAUUUGGAUUUCUGGCGCUCCAAAACAUAUACAGAGUACUUUGAGUAUCUCGAUAAAACGGGUAACUUUUUCUACGAACGCUGGGGUGACGCACCCGUCCACAGUGUCGCACUUGGUCUGUUUGCUGCCAAUGAACAGAUUCAUUGGUUCCGCGAUAUAGGCUACCAGCACAGCGUCUUCAGCAACUGCCCCAAGAGCGACCAAUGUCACGGGUGUCAAGCUAAUAAACUGACACCUAUCACAUACUGGUUGAACAGCGAGGAUUGUCGCGUCAACUGGUUUAAGCAGGUUUGCGAAAGUAGUCGCAACAGAGGGAUUGUGAAUGAGGAAAUAUGUGGCUUGCAUAAAUCUGGACAUACUUUUUGAAGGUUAAGUAAAAUUUAGGGUCGGCUGUUUUCUUGGAGAUCGAAUCUUUUGUGAUGUGAUUGAUGUUUGACUAUGUGUGCUAAUCCCGCAUUGAUUUUUGUUUAUGUAUAUUGAGAUACCAUGCCAUGUAUAUAGUUACCCCGGUAAUUGGGCUCUGGGUACCAACGUAUACGACGAGACGACGACCUACC